GGUGCAGUGGGCCUUUUCUAUUAGUGAAAUUAAUGGCAUGAUCCUUGUAGGACUCUGGAUAUUUCAGUGGCUGCUCUUAAAAUACAAGUCUAUUAUUAGCAGAAGAUUCUUCUGCCUAGUUGGCACGCUGUACCUGUAUCGGUGUAUUACAAUGUAUGUAACUACACUCCCAGUUCCCGGUAUGCAUUUCAAGUGUUCUCCAAAGCUUUUCGGAGACUGGGAAGCCCAGCUGCGAAGAAUAAUGAAGCUCAUUGCUGGAGGCGGCCUGUCCAUUACUGGCUCUCACAGCAUGUGUGGGGACUACCUGUACAGCGGCCACACGGUCAUGCUAACACUCACUCACUUAUUUAUCAAAGAGUAUUCUCCUCGGCGACUCUGGUGGUACCCGUGGAUUUGCUGGAUCCUCAGCAGAGUUGGAAUCUUCUGUAUUCUCUUGGCGCAUGACCACUACACUGUGGACGUGGUGGUGGCGUAUUACAUCACCACGAGACUCUUCUGGUGGUAUCACACUAUGGCCAAUCAGCAAGUGCUAAAAGAAGCUUCUCAGAUGAACCUCCUGGCCAGAGUGUGGUGGUACAGGCCAUUUCAGUACUUUGAAAAGAACGUCCAAGGAAUUGUACCUCGAUCUUACCACUGGCCCUUCCCCUGGCCCGUAGUCCACCUCAGUAGGCAAGUUAAAUACAGCCGAUUGGUGAACGACACAUAACAGCUGUACAAAGUGGGGGAACGAGGAACUGUCCAAAGUGCUAAGAACUCCAUGAGAGAAGAUGCCAUAAAAAUAAACACCUCCCUAAUCCUAUUAUCUUUCAACCGUUACCUUGACUUAACCUAUUGAGUUACCUGGUCAGCACUGUGAUCUUUUUUCUCUCCAAAGGACCCGUGUUGGACAAAAUAAAGAAAAUUUCACCUAUCAUGCACUGUACACAUUUCCUGUUCAUAGGUUUGGGAUUUACAUAACCCAUGACUACCAUGUUCCUUUGUAUAUGAUGCAACAGCAUAAAUGUAAAAGCUUUUAUAUCAUAAGUUCUGGUCUUUCCAGUCACAUCUGGAAAUAAAGCGUAUUAUUUUCUUGGGAAAACAUACUUUUCAUAUCUCUUGCCCCAAAGAUUGGGCUGUAAGCCAUUUUCUAGGAAAUGUCGCUAUGAAGGUUUCAACGUACCUGAACGGAGUUUGUUUCUGAAAUCUUUCUGCCUGUGGCACCAGUUUUCAAAUAAAAAUGACAGACACAGAAAGGUUUGAUAACUUGUUGGGUUUUUGUAAAAUCAGCAGAGAGUGUCAAAAAAGUGCAAAAAAAAAAAAGAUUCUGUUAUAAAGUGAUUUUUCUAAGUAUUUCCUAACUUUAUUUUUCAAAAUGAUGUUAUGAAAACCAAAUUUAAAGAUUUUUACAUGUCAGAGAGAAGAGUUAAAAUUUAAAAAUGCUUCUUGGGAGAGAAAUUUGUCUAUGUUUCUAGUGCCUUUCUUGUCUUGAUUGUAUGGUCAGUAGGCAAUCUUCAAUGUUUUUCUUUCAAAUAAAGUAUUCCAUGAAAUGUAUGUAUACACUACUAAAUUUUGCAUUUAUAGCUAACGUAAAUCAGAAGACUGUUUAUGGCUUUUAAAUUGGUCUGAAUUAAACAAUGGGGAAGCUAAUUAAGAAUAAGAGCCUGUUCACAUAUUGUGAGUAGGUGGCAACAACAUGUAUUACUUAGAUUAUUUUAGCAUUUAUUUUGGUAGUUUGAUUUUAACUAUACAAUGAAAACAGCCAUGGAUACCCCUUUUUUAAAAUAAAUAAGAGUUUUAAAAAUUAUCACCCAACUAAAACAUGGAAUCUCUUUUCCAUACUCUCAUGACAAUUUUGUUGGUAAACAACAACAAAAAAGAGAUCUAUUUCUUUAAAAUAUAUUUGUGCAGAAACUGCAUGGAACUCCUCUAAGUUUUACUCCUACCAAGGUAUGUUUGGGGAAGUAUUCUAUUCUAUACUUGCCAAUAUGGAGAACAAAAUAGUUUUUUAAGGACGAAGAAGUAUAUAUAUCCAUUCUGUAUUUUACGUGCCGCAGAAUUAUCUCCUAUAGGGGUUUUUUGUGUGUAUGUAUCCACAAGGUGAUCUUUGUAUUGUAAAACAAUAACGGUGAAGGAAAUAAAAAGGCUUUUAAAAAUUUGUUUGUUUUAAAUCUUUGUAAAGUUAUUAUUCCAGAGAAUAUACUGAUACCUUACAGCUUACCUAGAUCAUAAAUUAAUCAAAAUGCACUUUUUAAUAAAAAAAUGAUAAAUGAUGAUUAUUUCU
Molecule: messenger RNA, 2260 nt
Organism: Elephantulus edwardii (Cape elephant shrew)
Lineage: Eukaryota; Metazoa; Chordata; Mammalia; Macroscelidea; Macroscelididae
Product: phosphatidylcholine:ceramide cholinephosphotransferase 1-like
Exons: 5
Coding region: 38-706 (222 amino acids)
Biological process (GO): ceramide biosynthetic process; sphingomyelin biosynthetic process
Cellular component (GO): endoplasmic reticulum membrane; Golgi membrane
Molecular function (GO): sphingomyelin synthase activity; ceramide cholinephosphotransferase activity
Source: RefSeq, a predicted model, not a curated record